Molecule: messenger RNA, 1899 nt
Organism: Rotaria sp. Silwood1
Lineage: Eukaryota; Metazoa; Rotifera; Eurotatoria; Philodinida; Philodinidae
Source: the annotation of a GenBank genome assembly
AUGUCACACAAAAAGAAACCAAUUAAAACAAUAAAAUCCAAGAACAAACCAUUCGUAUCAACCCAGAUAACUAAUUUGGAAGCGUUUGCAUGUCUCUGGCUUGACGCGAAUGUUAAGAAUACAGAUGAUAAUCGUGAAACAGAACAAGAAUUACGUCAAAUCAUCAAUCAUCUACGGAUAUUUGAUCAAGCAGAUGCAUGUGAGAAACUAAUCCGAGCCACGAAACAAGAAAAAAUCGUUCUUAUUGUGUCUGGUCAAUUGGGUCGUGAUGUUAUUCCACGUCUUCACAACUUACCACAAUUGGUUGCAUGUUACGUGUAUUGUUUAAAUGGAACUGAUCAUGAAGAAUGGACAAGAACAUAUUCAAAAGUUCAAGGUGUUUUUGUUGAACGAGCAGACUUACUAAAACAAAUUGAUCUUGAUCAAAAUAAUCGACUUUUAACUGAACAAUUAUCAGCCAUAGAAAUUAUUAGUGGUGAUUCAAGGGCUCUUGAAUCCAGAAAUGCUAUGUUUAUGUGGUUUCAAAUUUUCAUUGAAGUAUUAAUUCGUAUGCAUCAUAAUGUCAAUUCCAAAAAAGAAUUUAUUGAUAUUUGUAAAAAAAAUUAUAAAGAAAACCCAAAAGAAUUUUCUAUCAUUAAAGAAUUUGAAGAAUCAUAUAAAUCAGACAAUGCUAUAUAUUGGUAUACACGUGAGUGUUGUAUCUAUCGUAUUUUAAAUAAAGCUCUUCGAAUUCAAGAUUUUAAUAUGCUAUUUAUUCUUCGUUUCUUUAUUACGGAUAUAUCAAAACAAUUAAAACAACUACAAAAAUCAAUUUUACGUAUGACAUAUAAACGUGAUCCGUUUGUUGUUUAUCGUGGUCAAGCAAUGAGUAGAGAUGAAAUCGAAUUGAUGAAAGAAAGUGUAGGGAAAUAUAUUUCGAUGAAUUCAUUUUUGUCCACAACUCGACAAUUAUCAAUAGCUAUGCAGUUUUUAUUGGAUGCUAACAUUUCUGAAGAUAUUCAACGAAUACUUUUCGAAAUCAAUAUUAAUCCACGUGAAAAAACAAAAGCUUAUGCCGAUAUAAAUGAAAUCAGUUAUUUUAAAACUGAAGCAGAAGUAUUGAUUAUGCUUGGUGCUCUCUUUCACAUUGACAGUAUUGAAGAAAAACCAGAUGAUAAUAUUUGGAUUGCCCAUCUAACAUUAGCCAGUGAUGAUGAUUAUCAAUUGAAAGAGACUCUUGCCUAUAUGAAAGAAAAAAUUGGACAAGAGACAGAUCUCGGAACACUUGCUGAAAUUCUUAUUCAGAUGGGAAAAUACGAUCAAGCAUUGAAGUAUUCCGAUCGAAUAAUGCAUGAAUCUCAAAUGAAUACUGCCAAAGCAUAUGAAAUUGAAGCUAAAGCUUUAUGUUUAAAAGGCGAUUAUAAAACAGCACUUGAUCGAUCAUCACAGAUAAUGAUUAUCUACAAUAAAAUUUUACCAUCGAUUUGCGCCGAAAAAGGUCAAUUGUAUUGUGCCAUUGGUGCUGUAUAUUAUAGACAGGGUUCAUACGAUCAGGCACUAUCUAAUUUAAAUGAAGCAUUAAAAAUUCAACGACAAGUGUUGCCAUCCAAUCAUCCUGACAUAUGUGAAACGUAUCAACAUCUUGCUGAUUGUUAUGAAAGUAAGAAAAGAAUCAAAGAAUCAUUGGAAUAUUACAAUAAAUGCUUACAGAUACGAUUGACUAUAUUACCUGAAAAUCAUCCUGCUAUUGCUUUAACAUACAAUAAUUUAGGUACUAUGUAUGAAAAUAAUGAGAAUUAUCAGGAAGCAUUGAAUUAUUAUCAAAAAUCAUUGAAUAUUAGCUAUAAAAGUUUGCCACCGACACAUCCAGAAGUACAACGUACUGAAGAAAAUAUUGACAGAGUGAAAUCCUUAGUUUAG